GGGCACUUUUGCGGGUGUUCAAAUCAACAAGACACAUAAAAACAUCAAACGAUAUAGUCAAUGUCAAAAGUUGGUGCACCUCCGCGGGCUCGAAGAAGUCCAAGGUGCAAAACUUGUCGGCAUCGCAAAGUCAAGUGCGAUUAUGUUUCGCCAGUAUGUGGCCCAUGCAAGAAAUCAAAACUUCAAUGUGAACCCUACGAAGCUUCAUUCAUCUUUGUUGCCGUCGAUCCUCCUUCCACCACGCCCCCAAGCCACGAACAGCUUGUAUUGCGACCGACGUCAUCGAAGACUUUACCCUCCGCUAAAGAUCUUGCCAAUUGCCCAUUGCUAGCAGGAUCUUUAAAGCGCAGUAAUAUUUUUGACCAAUUCCUUAGAUUUUAUUUUCCAAGCAAUCCGGCAUUGUUAGAAUCCUCGAGCUACUCGUGGGUGGCCACCAUCUCGGAGAACAAGGAGACGUUCCUGCUCCUGGACACCACUGCAUGCGCCCUAGGGACACUUUUCCUCUCCAGGAAGAAUGAAGACUUAAAUUUAAAGCAUGAGAGCAUGACUCUAUAUGGCGACGCUCUCAGCCAUGCUCGUGCUCUCUGGGAUACGGCUGACAAGACCAAUUGGUUCCGGCCGUUGCUUGGUGUUAGCUUGCUACUCCUAUAUGAAUCACUAUCUCCCUCAUCGUUAGCAUCAACGAAAAAGACGCUCAAUCACGGCAUGGGAUUAGCCACCCUCCUCCAAUUGGCAGGCCCAAAAUCAUUCCAAACUGCUGCACCACAUAUUCUUUUUAUACAUGCCCGUGUGGCACUCCUCUACAUUGCGAUUUUGGAAGAGAAGCCAUCAUUCCUUGCGGAACGUGACUGGCUGGAACAGCCUUGGGUGCGCGUUGCUAAAAACAAUAUGCAUGCAUCCUUGGAUACCUUGUCCCAAGUACCUGAAUUACUUUCUCUUAGCAAUCAAAUUUGCGAAGCCGCACAGACACACACGGAAUAUUCCAGGCUGAUGGAGCAGUUUGACCUCCAGCAUGACAAGGUACUCAUCCUUAUCAAACAAACAGGGGAGUGCCUUCAGAAUACAGGAGAGAAGCCCAAAAACUUGCAUGAAUUUACUGCCACGCAAAACAGACUAGCCUGCCAACUGAUGGUGUUUGAUGCCCUGGAGCGCCUAAGCAGCCUCUCUCAUAUUGCGGCGUUUCAACGGUACCGGCAGUCAGCCAACUCGUCUAAGCCAACCGCUGAAUCCGCCGCGGACGCCAUAAUAUUCUCCAUUAAUCACUUCAACACAGACGAAUGCGGGUUCAUCGGCCUGCGACUCCUCUUUGUGGCUGCCCGUGCAGCUGUACAGUUUCUUCAGCGCCAAUGCCGUGCUCAGGAGGCGGCAGUAACCAAAUUGCUGGAAACAUUCAAGUCAAAGGGGUUUUACUUUUUACUGGACGUCCUGUGACCACCAUGAAAAAGAAGCUUCUCUCCAGAGAGGAGUGACGGCGCGCCAUGGCAAAAGAGCACAUUUGCCGAUAGCCAGAAAAAGCAAAACACCAACACCACAACACCUUCGCCCAGACGUCGCGUAGCAUCCGCAGAAGCAAAUACACGCAAAGAAAAAAAAAGACGCGGCAGACUUUCAGGCGAGAUGAUAACGUUUUCUUCCUACAUGGUAUGUACUUUGAUAUAUCAUGUUUCCUCAUUACAACUUGGACGGGCGAACCGGGUCCAAAAGUUCUCGCAUCUCGGUGCUUGGCCAGUCCGGGUUCAGCUUCGGGUCAGGCCGAUGCCUAUCCCAAGCCCACUUGCCAACAAGCUCCUCCUCCAAUACAUUAUCUAGCAUCUGCACCACGUACUUGCCGAUGACAGGGAAGAACUUGAAGCCGUGGAACGAACCGCACGUGGCCAAGAAUAAGCCCUGCGCCGCCGGAUGAGGCGCAAUAAUAAAGUCGGAGCUCGUGGUAAACGCAUCCCUAGUAGCAGCAAAAAAUGGUUAGCUCGACAAAUAAUACGUUUUAUAAAGAAAUUUUCAGCAAAGUCAUACCAACACACGCGGUGCUUGCUCAUCUUCCAAUUCGCUGCCCGCUUGCCAUAAAAGACGCUGCUCACAUAGCGGAUGUCGUCUCGCAUUUUCCGAGACACAUCCCACUGUGCGUAGUCUGGCUGGCCAGGGGGUGCUGAUAAAUGAGACCCUUCAGAAAC
[Torrubiella] hemipterigena is the source of this 2171-nucleotide messenger RNA. Lineage: Eukaryota; Fungi; Ascomycota; Sordariomycetes; Hypocreales; Clavicipitaceae. The record is from the annotation of a GenBank genome assembly.